Botrytis fragariae is the source of this 495-nucleotide messenger RNA. RefSeq lists its product as uncharacterized. The transcript has a single exon. The record is from RefSeq and is a predicted model, not a curated record. Bases 1 to 495 code for a protein of 164 amino acids. NCBI's taxonomy places the organism in Eukaryota, Fungi, Ascomycota, Leotiomycetes, Helotiales, Sclerotiniaceae.
AUGCUCCGGUCGUUCGUAAAACAACCAUUUACGACUCUAACGCCAUCCAAAUGCAUUUCCAAACGGAACUUCACUAUCAAAAGCCCACCAUCUUCUCAAAAUCCUAUUAGCACCACUAUCUCCUCACGCACCUUCAAUUCCAAGGAAUGUCGUCGAGCAAUGUUCUUCCCUGCUCAUACUUCCAAUCACGCAUUCACCAGAACCUUCAAAGUCUACUCCUUGUAUUCACAACUUCCAGUUGCUACGACCAAGGCCCCGGCUUAUCUCUCAAUUCCCAAAGUAAACGGUAUUUCGACUCCUACAUCCUACUACGCAGCCCUUCCUCUAUCUCUCAAUUUCUCAUAUCGAGAUUUGGAGUGCGAGGUUAGGGAUGUGUUAAGAGAGCCUUGUAGGCUUGCAAUACAGAGACGGGAUAGUAGGGGGAAGGAUGGGGAUAUGGCAGGGAAGAAGAAGGAGGAAAUGGGAAGAUUGAAGCUUGAUAUCACGAUUAUUUAG